Plasmodium malariae is the source of this 618-nucleotide messenger RNA. RefSeq names its product glutathione S-transferase, putative (gene GST). The transcript has 2 exons. The record is from RefSeq and is a predicted model, not a curated record. NCBI's taxonomy places the organism in Eukaryota, Apicomplexa, Aconoidasida, Haemosporida, Plasmodiidae. Gene Ontology annotation, biological process: glutathione metabolic process. Gene Ontology annotation, molecular function: glutathione transferase activity. The coding region runs from base 1 to 618 and encodes 205 amino acids.
AUGACGGAGGAUAUAGUAUUGUACUAUUUCGACGCAAGGGGAAAAGCUGAACUGAUCAGGUUAAUUUUUGCAUACCUGGGAAUAAAAUAUACAGACAAAAGAUUUGGAGAAAAUGGGGAUGCAUUUGCAGAAUUUAAAAAUUUUAAAAAAGAAAAAGAAAUACCAUUUAAUCAAGUACCAAUAUUAGAAGUAGGUAAUUUGAUAUUUGCGCAAAGCCAAGCAAUAGUACGAUAUUUGUCCAAAAAAUAUAAUAUUAGUGGGAAUAGUGAAUUAAAUGAAUUUUAUGCAGAUAUGAUAUUUUGUGGUGUUCAAGAUAUACAUUAUAAAUUUAAUAACACUAAUUUAUUUAAACAAAAUGAAACCACGUUUCUUAAUGAAGAGUUACCUAAAUGGUCAGGAUAUUUUGAAAAACUUCUAAAAAAGAAUAAUACAAAUUAUUUUGUAGGUGAUAAUUUAACAUAUGCUGAUUUAGCUGUUUUUAAUUUAUAUGAUGAUAUAGAAACAAAAUAUCCUAACAGUUUAAAAAAUUUUCCUUUAUUAAAAGCACAUAAUGAAUUUAUAAGUAACCUCCCUAAUAUUAAAAAUUAUAUUACUAAUAGGAAGGAAAGCAUUUAUUAA